This is a messenger RNA of Ruditapes philippinarum (Manila clam), 2103 nucleotides long. RefSeq lists its product as uncharacterized. The record is from RefSeq and is a predicted model, not a curated record. NCBI's taxonomy places the organism in Eukaryota, Metazoa, Mollusca, Bivalvia, Venerida, Veneridae. The transcript is spliced from 5 exons. Bases 245 to 973 code for a protein of 242 amino acids.
AGACAAAGAAAAAGAAGAUGAAGAAGAAAAACAACAACAAAAUCAACAACAUUAUCAUGAUGAACAAGUCAUAUCAAAUAACGGAUCUUAAAAGUUAUCGAGAAAAAAAACUUAUUGUGAAAUAUUAAAAGCGAUACCAUUGGCGCUCCAUGGUUUCAAUGAAUGAACAUUAUUCGUUCUCUGUGAAACAUUUUAAAUAUUAAAACAGAGGGAAAGAGACGGGAAACAAUACAAUGUUUCCGUAAUGGAGGAUUUCGUAUCUUUUUGCAUAUUGUUUUCCGUAUUAUUUUCUUGUAUAUCCGUGACAACGUGUGUAAUUCAAAGUGAAACUUUUGAAAAGAAGUAUGAUUUAAUGGGAAAAACAUGUCCGCUACAGGACCAAUUAUUUACUAUAACAGUAAAUAAAAAAGUUGCCUGUGUGGGUUUGUGUACGCAGUGGGCGGAUUGUAAAAGCGUGGCUUAUAGUCCAGGAAUACGUUCUUGUACCGGAUGUAAUGGUGAAUAUGAUGCGCUAUCUGAUAUGAUAGACCUUCCGGGAUCUAUGUUUUAUUCUUUUGUAACAAAUGAUAUGGUUAUAGACUGUGGUACACCUACUGUCACCAGCACUAAUGUUGUGUUAGGCACAUUUUCUGGUAAUUCAACUGUUGGUGCUCAAGUACCGUACACGUGCACCCCGUGCACAUAUUUCCCGACUACGGACUUCCCGGUUAUCACGUGUCAGGCAGAUGCAACAUGGAGCACCCCAGAAUGCGUAUACGGUCCUGAUGUCGGACAGCUUGCAAAUGGCGCGUCGAUAUCAAAUAGUGAAAUAGGUUGCGGAGAUUAUUAUACUACGACAUGUCCACAAAAAGGUCUUGCUGGUAAUCUAUUAAAAUAUAAUGGCGGACGUGGGGACUGUUUCUGUGAUAAUGAAUGCUGUAAGUCAGAAGACUGCUGCUAUGAUUCUACGUGUGCUGAUAGUGCUCCACCAUGAUAAACAAAAUGACGAUGUUGACAUUUUUUAUAAACUUAAUUCGUGUCCUUUAAAACCAUUUGUCUGGCUUUAAGGAUAGGCAUUAGUCAUAAGUUACGUUUUAUUAUUGGAUUGUAUGUUAAAAACCUAGUUUCGGUCAAUUUUCUGUCAUGGUAUCUCUUAUUAUAUGAAAUCCACAAACAGUUGCCGAUAUUUUUACAAAAAUAUAUGCAAACUUUAACAGGUCUUUUAUCUUGUUUUCCUUUUGUAUCAACAUAUAUACAUAUAAAUGGUUUACAUUUUCUAAAUGCUUAUAAUUUAUUCAUGGGCUUUUUUAUUUUACUUAUCAUAAUAAUGUAUUGUAUUAUAACCUUAAAUAAUCAUGACGUUCACCGUGUCAUUUGGCUAAAUUUCGCUAUAUUUUGAAUUGAUGUCACAAUAACGUAUGUCUUGACGUCAGUGUAUGUCAUUAACUCGCUUUGUAUUAUAACUUGGCUAUUUGUAACGUCCUUGCAGCAACAAAUGAAACAUUAUUUCUUUCCGCGAUCAGUUAUUUCUUUCUGUGAGCUUAUUUCUUUGUGGGAUUGAUAUACAGAGCUCUAUGAACGUUCAUUCUUUCUUAAGUAAGUCGCUCUUGAAAUUAAAAUAAAUGAAUGAUGGAUCAUGCAGCGAGUGUUAAUACACUCUCAUAGCAUCCAAUCAUAAUUCAUUAUUUAACAAUACAUUGUUAAAUAACCUAUUUCUUCUGGAGAAACCUCAGCUGGGGUUUGUAUUUUGAUAUAAACAAAUGCAAGUAUAUUAUCUCUUCAACUGACUGACUACCCAAUAAAUCCUUCCAAAAUUAUUAAAGUUUGGAUUUGGCAUUUGAUCUUCCUGCACACUUAUACUACCCAUCGGCAGCCAGAACCAUAAGGACGUUUGAACAGUUUGAACACAUCCCAGACCUUACAGAUGUUAAAUGUAUUUACUGUAUCACUUGGUUUCUUUUGCUUUCCUUUGUCAUUCAGAAAACAACUAAUCAAGUAUACUGAUUUAUAUGAAUUUGAUACAACAUCUUUAAUUGCACCAGAACAGCAUGAUCAGAAGAAAAACCGUUCCAUUAUUGACAUGUCUGCUGUGACAAGACAGGGAGAGAAUUCUUUUCAUUUGUA